Messenger RNA from Drosophila hydei, 670 nucleotides. RefSeq lists its product as uncharacterized. Bases 56 to 628 code for a protein of 190 amino acids. The record is from RefSeq and is a predicted model, not a curated record. The transcript has 2 exons. NCBI's taxonomy places the organism in Eukaryota, Metazoa, Arthropoda, Insecta, Diptera, Drosophilidae.
UGCAAAUAUGUUUGUUGCGCUUCAGUUGCCCAGUUAAAGUUAAAGAUUUUACGUCAUGUCACGUCUGCUUAUACUCCUUAUGUCGUUGGCCUUCUUGUACGGCAGCUCGGCGACAGUUGUCACUGACUUUUUGAAUGAUGUUCAUCAAUCUCUUAAGCUACUACAAUUGAGCCUAGAGAUACCUUUGAAACUGUACAAUUCUGCUCUGGAUAAUUCCGAUAAAAAACCCAAAUUGGAUCCCCUUAAGCGGGUGGUCACUGAAGUGAGCGACGGCAGCGAAGUGAUUACGAUCGUAAAAGCUCCACAAUCACGUUUGGGCAUUUACUAUCCUGUCGCGGAUUCAGUAUUCGUUAAUCACAAUCAAAGAGCUCCAGUAAACGGCAACGGAGCGCCGGCUCCAAACUAUAAUCCUGCACCUACAAUGGUGGCAUCUAGCCCUGGUAAGGGGAUACUGAUGCAAUUAGGUAAUGGACUAGCCAAGGGAAACUCUAAUCCUGGGAAGGCAACAGAACAAGCUCCAAACUUAGCUAAAGGCUCAGCUAGCCCGUUUCCAGGAGGCCCAUCUAAAGGAGGGGCUCAGCAUAACGCUGCUGGGUAUUCACCUAUAACUGGCUGGCUUAGGGGGUAGUGUAAUAAUUGAUGGAUUGACCACUGGACUGCCUGAUGGAUG